Molecule: messenger RNA, 2116 nt
Organism: Ochotona princeps (American pika)
Lineage: Eukaryota; Metazoa; Chordata; Mammalia; Lagomorpha; Ochotonidae
Gene: ENTPD6
Product: ectonucleoside triphosphate diphosphohydrolase 6
Exons: 14
Coding region: 42-1421 (459 amino acids)
Biological process (GO): nucleoside diphosphate catabolic process
Cellular component (GO): Golgi apparatus; membrane
Molecular function (GO): UDP phosphatase activity; GDP phosphatase activity
Source: RefSeq, a predicted model, not a curated record
CAGCCUCAGCUGCUGCAGCAGGGUGCCAAGCAGGCAGAGAAAUGAGAAAACUACCCAGCCAUGGGACGCUGCGCAUGACCAGGGUCAUGUACCCGCUGGGACUGUGCGUGGGCCUCUUCAUCUACGUCGUCUACAUCAAAUGGCACCGGGCUUCCACCACCCAGGCCCUCUUCAGCAUCUCUGGCGUGGCCCCGGGUGCCCCCUGGGGCCCGCAGGCCCACAGCGCUCCGGAGACAGCAGCAGCGGCACGAGACCUUGAGGUCUUCUACGGGAUCAUGUUUGAUGCCGGAAGCACUGGUACCCGUAUCCAUGUCUUCCGGUUUGCACGGCUGCCCGGAGAAACUCCCACGUUGACCCACGAAACCUUCAGAGCGCUGAAGCCAGGCCUCUCUGCUUACGCUGAUGACGUAGACAAGAGUGCCCAGGGAAUCCAGGAGCUGCUGGAUGUCGCCAAGCAGGACAUCCCGUUUGACUUCUGGAAGGCCACCCCUCUGGUGCUCAAGGCCACGGCCGGCCUGCGCCUGUUACCAGGAGUGAAGGCCCAGAAACUGCUGCAGAAGGUGGAGGAGGUGUUUAGGGCGUCACCUUUCCUGGUGGAGGAUGACUGCGUCUCCAUCAUGAACGGGACGGAUGAAGGCGUCUCUGCGUGGAUCACUGUCAACUUCCUAACAGGCAGCCUGAAGACCCCAGGGAGGAGCAGCGUGGGCAUGCUGGACCUGGGCGGAGGAUCCACCCAAAUCACCUUCCUGCCAAGCCUAGAGGGAACCCUGCAGAGCUCCCCGCCCGGCCACCUGACCGCCCUGCACAUGUUCAACAGGACCUUCCGCCUCUACUCCUAUAGCUACCUGGGGCUCGGGCUGAUGUCGGCACGGCUAGCCAUCUUGGGUGGUGUGGAGGGGAAGCCUGCCAGGGACGGGCAGGAGUUGCUCAGCCCCUGCCUGCCGUCCAAUUUCAGAGGGGAGUGGGAGCAUGCAGAGAUUACCUACCAGAUCGCUGGCCAGGAGACAGCCAGCCUGUACGAGCCAUGUGCCCGCAGAGUGUCCGAGGUCCUGCAGGACAAAGUGCACCGCACUGAGGAAGUGAAAGAUGUGGAGUUCUAUGCCUUUUCCUACUACUAUGACCUGGCGGCCAGCGUCGGCCUCAUCGAUGCCGAGAAAGGCGGCAGCCUUGUGGUGGGAGACUUCGAGACCGCAGCCAAGUAUGUGUGCCGGACCCUGGAGACGCAGCCACGCAGCAGCCCGUUCGUGUGCAUGGACCUCACCUACAUCAGCCUGCUGUUGCAGGAGUUCGGCUUUCCCAGGGACAAGGUGCUGAAGCUGACACGGAAGAUUGACAACGUGGAGACCAGCUGGGCUCUGGGGGCCAUCUUUCAUUACAUCGACUCCCUGAACCACAGACGAGCCCCAGCUAGGAGCAGCUGAGCCGCCUGGGCCGCUCGCAGCCAACAUCUGUGUCCAGGCCCCCGCCCUCCAACAGGUGACUUGAUCCUUGAGGAACCAGCGUGUGGGCCACAGCCCCUCCUCCCUGUGGUGGCCCCAGGACUCUGCGAGGGUCUGCACGCCAGCUGCCCCUGUGCAGGGCCAGAAGUGACUCUCAGGCCCUGCCUGGGCCCGCCCGCCCUCAAUUCGGGGGGUGGGGGACAGUAAGCCAGCCUGUGUUGUGUCCUGGCCCCAUCGUCUUAGUCCUUGUGGUUGUCUUUGUCACUGCACUCAUUGCCUCCGUAAGGCUGGCUUCCACCAUUCCCAGAGGGGCUCAGGUCUUGCCCUGGGAGCGAACCAGUGUCCUCCCGCUCAGGGAGGUGCUCCAGGUAGUCGCCCAGAGGCAGACACUCUGCACAUCCUCCUCACAGAGCAGAUAGGACGAUGUGCGGCGGUGGGCCAGCCUCUGCAGGGCCCGUGAUGCUGCUCCCAGGUGACUGGGCGAGCGUGGCUCAAGUGGCGUGUGUCAGUGUGAGAACUGCCUGAGCCCCUGUUUUACACACUGACCAUGUCCCGGGCGAAUGUGCCACUGUGUGAGCCGCUGGCAGCCUACAGGGAGCAGGACUCCAGGACCGCGGUGUCUGCUGCCGCUUCCCGGGUGAUUGUGCAAUACACACAAUAAAGAGGUUUACGAGGUC